Messenger RNA from Zygotorulaspora mrakii, 1293 nucleotides. RefSeq names its product GATA-type transcription factor. Lineage: Eukaryota; Fungi; Ascomycota; Saccharomycetes; Saccharomycetales; Saccharomycetaceae. Bases 1 to 1293 code for a protein of 430 amino acids. Gene Ontology annotation, biological process: regulation of DNA-templated transcription. Gene Ontology annotation, molecular function: zinc ion binding; sequence-specific DNA binding. The record is from RefSeq and is a predicted model, not a curated record. The transcript has a single exon.
AUGACAAUUGAAGUGGAAAGCUAUAGUAGAGAUCUGAACAGUAAAAGGGGGUCUAAGGUAGAUAAUCAAAUCGGAUGCGCCAACUCACCAAUACCAAUUCCAAAUGCUCCACCACCAAGUCCUGCGGUUGGUCGAAUACCAAUUUUUAGAGCAGAAACUUGGAGAUCGCACGGUCACGAAAAGUCAGAAGCGCUAUGUUUAAUUCCACGCAUUGUGCCUGAGCUGGGAAAAACCAAUGAUCUUCCGCUUAACGUCAAUUCAGCAAGAAGUAGCGAAAUUCGAUAUACGUUAAACAGCCAGUCGAAUGGCUCUUUUGAUCGCCGGAAGACAUCAUUCGACUCAACAGAGCCGCUAUCAUCUUGCUACCCUAGAAAUAUUUGCGGUGCAUACAAAGUUAGAGAAGCAGACUCGAUCAAAGCAGUGAGAUGUUCAACCUUUUUUGAGAGUCCUAGCGAUGAAAGCUUCACUGAUCACGAAAGAAAUGCAGCUAACGCUCUGUUAGAGCUGAAAAAAUGUAGCGCAGAGGUGUCAAGUAUAGCACAUAGUUGGUCAAAAUUACAAAACAUACCCCUUUGUGAUUUCAUAGUUGUUCAAAAGAAAUGUGAAGCAAUGCUAGAUAAGAUCAAUGCACUAAAAGUGAGCAAGAUUAACACAAGGGGUCAUGAAGACGAGAAGGGUGAAAAAAUAUCACAGAAUCAGAAUGAGAAAUGUUCUUCACAAACGAAAAGACAAAGUUUGAUGAAUAUGUUUAGAGCGAAAUCUAAAUCAUUCAAUAAACGUUCGUCAUCGAUAAUUUCCAUAGUCAACUUGAACAGUGAAAGGAAAGACAACAGGGUACAGCUAUGCCGCAGUGACUCUUUAAAUAGUGGAUUGGAAAGAUCGCCCAUUUUAUCAAGCAGCAUUUCUCCAGCGUCCAUGAGACUUCAAUCUCCUGGCAACAAAGAUUCAUCAGAUGUGCUUUGGGAUGAUCCUACUGACGCCAGUGAUUUAGCAGAUGACAAUUGCAAUCUUGAUGGAUUAUAUGGUAGCUUGAAUAGCAGAAACUCUAUCAGAUUUGGAAAAUCAUCAAAAUCAGGAAAGAAUAGAAAUACUCACAUGAAAUGUUUACAUUGCUCAGCGACUGAUACUCCUGAAUGGAGAAAGGGCCCCCGGGGGCCAGCAACUCUUUGCAAUGCAUGCGGAUUGUUCUAUAAGAAGUUAAUAAGAAAAUUUGGAGUAGUUUCUGCAGGAGUAGUAAUGAGUCAAAGACGUAGCAAAAAUCCACAAGAUAGAAAGGUUCCGAGAAGUGCAUAG